GGACACGGCCAACUCGAUACAUGAUAGGCUGUAUUGGCACGGUGCAGGAUUGCUCCAAAUAUUCAUUCAUGUGGGAAUGCAGCGGUGCGUCUAAUUGCUAAAGCUACAGCGCUUAAGGUCGAUAAAUUCGUGCACAAGGUAGUGGCAGCGUUAAUCAGUCAUGUCGCUGCUUCAUCUCCUGCAAGGGUGCACGGACGAUCACGCCAGCAAAGCGCUCUUACCGCUGCGAUACAUCAGACUUGACUUCUUCGCUGCACCCUAUCUUCUAUAUCAGUCACCAUGACCUCUACAGGCAUGUCAUGCUUGAUUCUUGCCGACGGGACAUACGUUGAUUCGAACAAAAUCAUGGGGUCGGGCCUGGAUGGCUACAUUGUGCGAGACCCAGGAGCGUCCAUAGUGAUGAAGAUUCCAAAGCUCUUUGUCGAGCUUUUCAGAGCCUGUCAUGCUCGCCGAGUGCUUGUUUUCGAUAUCGCGCUCCGCAAUCUCAUGCUUGCUGACAAUUUGAGUAUCAGAGCCAUCGACUUUGCAAACGGUUCGUUGCUUCCACUGAGCGGCGAUGAAAAGCUUGUGGAUUCUAGAGGCUACACAGCAGACGUCGAUAUCUUACAUGUCACCAAUGUCAUCUACUCCAUUGCCUGUUGGAAGAAGUUUCAGGUCGACUGUGUAGCCAUUAACGAAUGGCCGGCCGCAGAGACACUACCAUCUACUGCAGAUCUGCCCCUCGGACAGGUUAUUGUAGAGUCAUGGUCGCACCAAUUCAAAAGUCUUGACGAGCUCAAGCGCGCCAUCAUGUCGGCAGCAUCCCACACUCCAGCAAUCCCACGAGACGGAGACCACACCAUUCAGAAACCCGUCUUCUUAUCUGCGCCCUUGCCUGCAUUGCUCUGUUAGUGGCUCGAUUCAGAUCGUGGAGUCGAGCAUGAAUCCUACAGCUCUGCAGUCCGGGCAUUCGAAUUUUCUGUUGGUGGUGGAUCCUUUGCUAGUCGAUUGGAUCACCGUGCAGUUGCUUCCUCAUAAUAUAGCUUCUG
This is a messenger RNA of Aureobasidium subglaciale EXF-2481, 1028 nucleotides long. RefSeq lists its product as uncharacterized. The coding region runs from base 280 to 891 and encodes 203 amino acids. The transcript has a single exon. Lineage: Eukaryota; Fungi; Ascomycota; Dothideomycetes; Dothideales; Saccotheciaceae. The record is from RefSeq and is a predicted model, not a curated record.